AUGGGCGCAAGCGGCUGGUGGCUGUGUUUGUGCACUUUGGGAAUUCUUGCAGCUCCAUGUGAAGCCACCAAAAAUUGCCUGGAUGGGACGUCAAUCAGCGUGAUUCUGCUGGAGGAUGGAAAGUCUCCCUGGAGCAUGAAGUUUGUGAAAGGAGAAAUACUGAAGGCCAUAGAUAUGGAGCCAUCCGUCAACAGUGCAGGAGAUGCAAACUUUACUCUCACGGCCAACUUUGGCGGGUUCAACGCAUCCUGGUUCAGAGGUGAAGGCUGCGCCAUCACUCAGUGUGGGGGAGUGGAGGAGCUAAAGAAGUUCCAUGAACAAGGUGAGCUGGGAUGUGCCGUGCUUGGGCCCACCUGCACCCAUGCUACUUUCAGCAUAGUUGAUGCUGAAAAAGGCAUGAAGCUCAAGACUCCCAUCCUCUCGGCCGGCAGCUUUUCUCCCUCCUGUGACGACAAACCCAACUUGCAGCGUCUCCUGCCGCCGGCAAAGAAGAUCUCUAGCUUUUUAAUCCACUUCUGGGAAUACAAAGACACAAUCAAACCUGAGUGGACGACAGCCUACAUUUACAAAAAGGCGAACGAUGGAGAGGAUUGCUUUUGGUAUGUAGAGGCACAGAGUACAAGCGUGAGCGAGGUUGGCCAUUCUAUUGGGAGGACAGUGCUGCGCAGACCUGCAGAGAUGGAGGAUGUGCUGAAUUCACCCGAGAACAGGGACAGCAAUCUGUUCUUCUUGUGUGGAUCGCCGAAGGAUAUAGUGGAGUUGAAAAACAUCUCUGAGAGAGCAGAGGACAGUGAUAUUCUCUUCAUCCUUGUUGAUCUUUUCAAUGACAUAUACUACACCAACACAACAUCAAUGCCAGAAAUGAGGAAUGUGCUGGUGCUGACUAUGCCCGACAUCAGAAAUUACAAGAUUAACACAAACCUUGAGGUGAACAACACGAUGAACGACUACAUGGCUGCGUAUCACGAUGCAGUGCUGCUGAUAGGCAACGUGAUCAGACAAAUUAGGGAAAAAAAUCAGUCAGAGAUCGUACAGAUGGAGUAUGUGAACCCCAAUUACUUCCGAAACAUCCAAUUUAAUGGAACUGCUGGAACUUACAAGCUGGACAAGAAAGGGGACAGAGACGUGACCCUAUCCGUCAUUUACACCAACAGUAACAACCAGUACAAGAUCUUAUUCAAAUUCAACACGGAGACCAACGAAACUAUAGUGGUGGACUCGAAUCCGUCCUUCAUCUGGGGAAAAAGACUUCCUAAUUCCAAUCGAGAUGCAGGUACGGCAGUUGAUGGUAUUGUUGUCAUUGUGUUGGGCGUCACAGUGGCUGUAGUGGCCACUAUCGCCUUUAUUUUCUACAGACAGAACAGGAGGGAUCGGCGGCUCAGGAAGGGCUGGUCCCACAUCAACCCUGAGCUCAUCACGCCGCUGCAGAACAACAAACUCAACGUCAUCUCCCUCAAAAUUGAAAAAGAGAUGAAAAACAAGAAUUACAAGAUCCGCCGUGCGUUGUACGACAAGAAGAUUGUGAUUCUGAAGGAGCUGAAGAACUCAGAUGGGAACUUCGAUGAAGCCCAGAAGAUAGAACUCAAUGCACUGCUGCACAUUGACUAUUACAACCUCACAAAGUUUUAUGGCACAGUGAAGUUUGAUCAGGGAGUGUUCGGAGUGUUUGAGUACGGAGAGCGUGGGUCGCUCAGGUAUGUGCUGAAUGAUAAGGUUUCAUACCCAGAGGAGGCCUUCAUGGACUGGGAGUUCAAGAUCUCCGUCAUGUACGACAUCGCCAAGGGCAUGUCCUACCUGCAUGCCAGCGACGUCCAGGUGCACGGUCGCCUCAAGUCCACCAACUGUGUGGUGGACAAUCGCAUGCUGGUGAAGAUCACAGACUUUGGCUGCAACGCCUUCCUCAGCCCCGGUCAAGACUUGUGGACAGCUCCGGAGCACCUGAGGAAAGAGGGCACCUCUCAGAAAGGAGACGUCUACAGCUUCUCCAUCAUCGCUCAGGAGAUAGCUCUCAGAAAGAGCACCUUCUUCACCGAGUCCUGCUCCGACCGAUCAGAAAAGCUGUCCAGGGUCAUCGCCUCCUACUUCAGACCUGAUCUUAACUUUGAGACGGCUUCAGAGAACGAAUCUGAGGUGUACAUGCUGAUAAAAAGCUGCUGGGAUGAGGACCCAGAAAAAAGACCUGACUUUAAGAAGGUAGAGAACUGCCUGGGGAAAAUCAUCAGUAAAAUCCACAACCAGGACAAUGAGAGCUACAUGGACAACAUGAUCCGACGGCUGCAGAUGUACUCCAGGAACCUGGAGCACCUGGUGGAGGAGAGAACAGCGCUGUACAAGGCCGAGAGGGAUCGAGCUGACUGCCUCAACUUCAUGCUGCUCCCUGGUCCGGUGGUGAAAAGCUUGAAGGAGACCGGCGUGGUGGAGCCAGAGCUGUACGACGAGGUGACCAUAUAUUUCAGCGACAUAGUCGGCUUCACCACUCUGUGCCAGUACAGCACACCGAUGGAGGUGGUGGACAUGCUCAACGACAUCUACAAGGGCUUUGACAGCAUCGUCGACAACCACGAUGUGUACAAGGUGGAGACCAUCGGUGAUGCCUACAUGGUUGCCUCCGGGCUUCCGAGGAGAAAUGGGAACAGGCAUGCGGUGGAUAUCUGCCGCAUGGCGCUGGACAUCUUGGCCUUCAUGGGCACCUUCCAGCUCCGACACCUGCCUGGUAUCCCUGUGUGGAUACGUAUCGGCGUCCACUCAGGUCCCUGUGCAGCAGGUGUUGUUGGUAUAAAGAUGCCCAGAUAUUGUCUAUUUGGAGACACGGUCAACACAGCGUCUCGUAUGGAGUCUACGGGACACCCCCUGCGGAUCCACGUCAGUCAGCCGACUAUAAAUAUCCUGCAGAGGACAGUUUGCAAGUUUGAGUAUGAGAUCAGAGGAGAAACAUAUCUGAAGGGUAAAGGCACCGAGAUGACCUACUGGCUGACAGGAGAAACUGGUGAAGACUACGACCUACCGACUCCACCCACAACAGAGAACUUCCAGCGGCUGCAGCAGGACCUCGCCCACAUGAUCCUGGAGUGUCUGGAGCGCCGCUCUCGAGGAUCUAUCCGGAGGAAGAAGACUCUCUCAAGUCAGAGCACGGAGGACGACAAGGACCAGGAAUCAGAGGUGGAGUCUGAGAGCAGCCAGCUGGAGUAUCUGCACAUGGCCACUGUGGAAAACACCCUCAGCACUUUCCUAUAG
Molecule: messenger RNA, 3234 nt
Organism: Stegastes partitus (bicolor damselfish)
Lineage: Eukaryota; Metazoa; Chordata; Actinopteri; Pomacentridae
Gene: gucy2cb
Product: guanylate cyclase 2Cb
Exons: 27
Coding region: 1-3234 (1077 amino acids)
Biological process (GO): protein phosphorylation; intracellular signal transduction; cGMP biosynthetic process
Cellular component (GO): plasma membrane
Molecular function (GO): guanylate cyclase activity; adenylate cyclase activity; peptide receptor activity
Source: RefSeq, a predicted model, not a curated record